AUGAUAGCAAUAAUCUAUAUCUUAUUGUUAAUGGAUUUGUCAUUUGCAGCUAUUUCAACAAGUGCUUUCUGUGAAUGCUCAGAAUUUAAAACCUCAAUUGAAUGUGCUUAAUAAUAUAAUUGUAAAUGGUCGACAUCUUGCAAGGAUAAAAUAUGUAGCGACUUCAUAGAAGAAUCAGAAUGCGAUAGAGCUUCCGAUUGCGCUUGGAAUGACACUUAAAAAAAAUGUGCAUAAUUCACUUCCUGCUCUAAUUACAAGGUCAACUAGGCCUCUUCAUGUUAAUUGAAAGAUGCAACUUGCAUUGCUGGAGAUCCAAAUCCUGAUGGAUCAUAUAUAUGCUAAAAUGGUACAAUUUUAUGCAGCUAGAUCAGCGACUAAAAGCUUUGCAAUUCUGAUCUGUAUCAAAGUUAACACGAAAUGUGUACUUACUCAUCCUCUUCAUGUCAAUCAGUGGAUAUUUCUAAAUGCUCUACGAUUACUGAGUAAUUUAUCUGCACUUCUUUAAAGUGCUCUUGGUCGGUUACUAAUUUAUCGUGCUUGGAAGGAACAUGCUCAAGUUACUCAUCUCCUGAUAUGUGCUCUUAUGUAAGUGCUGAAUCAAUAGGAACAAAAAUCCUUUGUAAGUGGAUGGAUAACUCUUGCAUUGAAGCAAAUGAUGUAUUUGCUCUAACUUCCUCAAAUUGUUAUAUUAAUACAGGAGGAUCAUACGCUUGGAUUGAUGGAUAAUGCAAGGAAUGCCAUAGUACCAAAUUUGGAGUUUUAGUUGCCUUAAAUGCAAUCUUUUCUGUCCUUUUAGCUCUAAUGCUAUGA
Molecule: messenger RNA, 810 nt
Organism: Paramecium octaurelia
Lineage: Eukaryota; Ciliophora; Oligohymenophorea; Peniculida; Parameciidae
Source: the annotation of a GenBank genome assembly